CAUUUACUGACGUUUUGCUUUCGGCUGUCGUUGACAGGCAGCAGUAGGUAGAAAGAGCAGAAACGUUUUCCCGAGAUUUGCAAUCCACUACGGACGUAUUUUGGAAUUACGUUAAGGAAUAAUAAUGUCUGGUUACAUUGCUAGGAAAGGUCCCAUGGUUUUCUCCAAUCUUGGACGAUGGGCUUACAAUCUUUCUGGAUUCAAUCAAUAUGGUUUGCACCGUGACGAUUGCUUGUAUGAAGACGACGAUGUGAAAGAGGCCAUCCGUCGUUUACCACGUAAAUUAUAUGAUGAACGUAACUAUCGCAUUCUGCGUGCAUUGCACUUGUCUAUGACAAAAACUAUUUUGCCGAAGGAGCAAUGGACUAAAUACGAGGAAGAUGUCAAAUAUUUGGAACCAUAUUUAAAUGAGGUCGUAAAGGAACGUGAAGAGCGUGAUGAUUGGAACAAGGUUCACUAAGUGGUCAACUAAAUGUUUAAAUUAAAUUACGCUUUUAUUAUUAAAAUCAAACUAGUUAAACUUAUACGGCAAAAACCAACAAAUAAAGUUAGUUUAAUUUAA
Teleopsis dalmanni is the source of this 562-nucleotide messenger RNA. RefSeq names its product cytochrome b-c1 complex subunit 7-like. The record is from RefSeq and is a predicted model, not a curated record. NCBI's taxonomy places the organism in Eukaryota, Metazoa, Arthropoda, Insecta, Diptera, Diopsidae. Gene Ontology annotation, biological process: mitochondrial electron transport, ubiquinol to cytochrome c. Bases 125 to 460 code for a protein of 111 amino acids. The transcript has 3 exons.